AUGGGAAUCAUCUGCGCCUCAUUGGACACGAAACAAAACCCUCGGUCAGAAUAUCGAAGAGAAAAACGCGAGGCUGCUUGGUGUAAGCGUUCUGAAGAAUCUGUAGCAAUGGCUGAAGAAAAGAAUCCGCAAAUCCCACCGCACUACGACCUCAAUGCCAAGUGGGAGGCCUGUCUCGAUUUGGGUCUCCGUCGCUUCGUUUACUCUUCCUUGGCUGGCGCUUUUGGUGGUCUCCUCCUCUUCCGUACGUCUCAUUUUCUUUACCCUCUGUUUGCUUUCCGAGAAAAUAACUCCUGA
Messenger RNA from Ilex paraguariensis (yerba mate), 297 nucleotides. Lineage: Eukaryota; Viridiplantae; Streptophyta; Magnoliopsida; Aquifoliales; Aquifoliaceae. The record is from the annotation of a GenBank genome assembly.